Guyanagaster necrorhizus is the source of this 1524-nucleotide messenger RNA. RefSeq names its product COMPASS complex protein. The record is from RefSeq and is a predicted model, not a curated record. The transcript has 11 exons. Gene Ontology annotation, cellular component: Set1C/COMPASS complex. Gene Ontology annotation, molecular function: protein binding. Bases 64 to 1377 code for a protein of 437 amino acids. Lineage: Eukaryota; Fungi; Basidiomycota; Agaricomycetes; Agaricales; Physalacriaceae.
UCGCGACGCGCUCUUUCUGUCUCUUGCCGUGACCACCAUUUCCUUCAGUUCCUUCAGUUCUCUAUGAACGAAACACUAAUUAAUCCUUUUAAUACUCUCACUCAUCCUACGGCGGUACAAACAUCGUUUUAUGCAAUCGCUUCUUUCGCACGCUUUGACCCGUCGGGAAGAUAUAUUGGAGCUGGCAAAUACGAUGGUUCCGUAUCCAUUUGGGACCUCGAGACAAGAGCCCAGAUACGGACGUUGGAUGGACACGUCAAGGCUGUCACCAAUCUAGACUGGUCAAGGAAUUCUCGCUUCUUGCUUUCGUCGUCAAAGGACUGGAACGUAAUUAUCUGGGACCUCGCCGCAGACUGGGACCCCCCUCAGCGGUACAAAACUAUCCGAUUCGAUUCACCAGUGUUGUCAGCUUCUUUCCAUCCCAGAAAUAGUAAAAUCAUCGUGGCGCUUAUGGACACGGGUGAUGUAUAUCUAGUGGAUCUUCGUAAGGAACACCGUUCGCGGGUUGAGUUGGUCGAAGUUCAAGAGGAAGGAGAGGAGGAUUCACGGCAAUCUGAUAUGACAGUUGUCCGAUUCGAUCCUUCAGGGAGGUAUAUCUUUGUAGGUACGUCGGCGGGUACCAUUUUGGUGUUCAAUACGAGAACGAAAGUAAUGAUUGCGCGCCACAAAAUAUCUGGGGCGGGGGUCAUUAAGGGUCUUGAGUUCUCGCGAACGGGAAGGCGUUUAGUGACAAACUCUUCGGAUCGCACCCUGCGACAGUUCAACGUACCAACGUACCAGACGAGCAAAGACGGAGGGGCAUGCCUCGAGCAAGAGUUGGAACCCACACACCGUUUCAAUGACCCUAUCAACAAGACUGCAUGGCACUCCAUGGCGUUCAGUCCGAAUGGUGAAUGGUUGGCAGGGGGAGCCGCCGAUACCGCAACACAUAAAAUAUAUAUCUGGGAUAUAUCUAACGAUGGCCAGUUUGCGAGCGCCUUGGACGGCGGGCGGGAGCCGCUUACCCAUUUACAUUGGCAUCCGUUCAAGUCGUGUAUGGCAUCUACUACGAGACAUGGAAACAUCUUGAUAUGGCACAGUCCAAGUCCGGAGCGAUGGGGCGCGUUUGCGGGAGGGUUUGAGGAGGUAGACGAGAACGUUGAGUAUGAGGAGAAGGAGAAUGAAUUUGACAUCGAGGAUGAAGCAGAGAUUCAGAGGCGCAAGAUGAAAGCCGAGGAAGAGGAAGUUGAUCUUGACGCCGUUCCCGAUGAUCCUGCUCAGUUCAGCACGAGACUAUCGGUUCCGAGAGACGAUGAGGAUUUCACGUGGGCGGACAAGGAGCCGGAUGACGACAGUCCGUGGAAGAUGAGGAUCAUUAUGGAGAACGAUGAUACUUAGUACGUCGUCUGGACUAUAAUUUCUGUAUACACCUUCUCGUGAAUAUAUGCCUGCCUGCAUAUAUUUUUUGGGAUUCCGAUUGUAACCUGCUGUAUUGUUCCUAGUUUUCGCAUUCGUAGUCCAAGUCCGAUGGUGUUUUUUUUUUUU